Molecule: messenger RNA, 390 nt
Organism: Magnusiomyces paraingens
Lineage: Eukaryota; Fungi; Ascomycota; Dipodascomycetes; Dipodascales; Dipodascaceae
Exons: 2
Coding region: 1-390 (129 amino acids)
Cellular component (GO): cytosol; mitochondrion
Molecular function (GO): deaminase activity
Source: RefSeq, a predicted model, not a curated record
AUGGCCUCUAUCGAAUCUGUCCUCACCAAGAACGCUCCCCAGCCCGUCGGCCCCUACUCUCAGGCCGUUAAGGUCAAUGGCUUCCUCUACGUCUCUGGCCAGGUUCCCUUGACUCCUGCCGGUGCUCUUGUCGAAUCUGAUGACAUCCAGGUCCAUACCCGCCAGGUCCUCGAUAACCUCAAGGCUGUUCUUGAGGCUGGUGGUUCUUCUCUCGAGAAGGUCGUCAAGGUCAACGUUUUUGUUCUUGACAUUGCGCAGUUUGGCAAGAUCAACGAGGUCUACGCUGAGUACUUCAGCAAGAGCAAGCCUGCCCGCUCCCUUGUUGCUGUUGCUGCUCUUCCUCUUGGUGUUCCCUUGGAGGUCGAGGCUGUUGCUGUUGUUGACAACUGA